AUGGAAGCACAUUGGAACGCGGCACUACAAACGCUCGAGGGCCAUACUGAAUCGGUCAACUCAGUGGCCUUCUCACCUGACGGCAGGCAGGUCGUCUCUGGCUCAGACGACAAGACGGUGCGGCUUUGGGACGCCGCCACAGGAUCCCUCCAGCACACGCUCGAGGGCCAUAUUGACUCGGUCAACUCAGUGGCCUUCUCAUCUGACGGCAGGCAGGUCGUCUCUGGCUCAGACGACGAAACGGUGCGGCUCUGGGACGCCGCCACAGGAUCCCUACAGCAGACGCUCGAGGACCAUACUGACUCGGUCAACUCAGUGGCCUUCUCACCUGACGGCAAGCAGGUCGUCUCUGGCUCAGACGACAAGACGGUACGGCUCUGGGACGCCGCCACAGGAGCCCUCCAGCAGACGCUCGAGGGCCAUACUGACUCGGUCUACUCAGUGGCCUUCUCACCUGACGGCAAGCAGGUCGUCUCUGGCUCAGGCGACCAGACGGUGCGGCUCUGGGACGCCGCCACAGGAACCCUCCAGCAGACGCUCGAGGGCCAUACUGAAUCGGUCUCCUCAGUGGCCUGCUCACCUGACGGCAAGCUAAAAACUUUACGAGCAUCAGAUGGCUGGGUACUAGAAGGGAUGUCAAAGAUUCUCUGGCUAACUUCUGAUUUUCAAUCACCCAGUUGUCAGGCUACGUGGAACGAAAGCUUUGCCUUAGGGUAUUCAUCUGGGAGAGUUUUAAUCUUUAGUUUCGCACUUGGAGCAAAGUUAAUAAUAUAGAAUUAGUACAGUAUAAAGCAGCUGACAUUGUCUUUUAGUUCUAAUAUCCCAUGGACCGCCAUCGCUUGCCACUUUUAGCGCGAGAAUGUCGAGGGGGUGCAUCAAACGCAAUACUUAGUGUUAACGAAAACAAAUUACAUGCCCGAGCACAGCUGGUUCGAAAUAUACAUCUUACUUCUUGAUAUUAAGCAACCCUUAUCUUGGAAAGUAGUUGUGCUGCUUCUUAAACGGUAUCUCUUCUAAGCGAGUAUCAAACGACGCUAAAAGUGGCUUCUGGCGGUUCAUGGGAUAACGUCCAUCCCUGUGUGCCGGAAAACCCUCCGUGCCGGAAAAACUAACAGGUACUUUGACUUUAAGCAUCAAAAAGUCUAUAAGUUACUCCGUGGCUACUCUUAAACCCCUUAAACCAUUCCCAUUAAAUAAUUACGUUCGUGUCGUCGCCCUCGCGCCUGAUCUGCAGGCAGCCUCC
Cadophora gregata is the source of this 1243-nucleotide messenger RNA. RefSeq lists its product as uncharacterized. Gene Ontology annotation, molecular function: protein binding. The record is from RefSeq and is a predicted model, not a curated record. NCBI's taxonomy places the organism in Eukaryota, Fungi, Ascomycota, Leotiomycetes, Helotiales, Ploettnerulaceae. Bases 1 to 774 code for a protein of 257 amino acids. Gene Ontology annotation, biological process: negative regulation of transcription by RNA polymerase II. The transcript has a single exon. Gene Ontology annotation, cellular component: transcription repressor complex; nucleus.